AACAACGUUGUAUAUUUGUGUUAUAUAUAUUAUCCCAAUAUCCCAUUGUAUCUAGUCUGAGAAAGAGGGAAGAUAGAGAUAGCAGCAGCUUAAGCAAAUAGCAAUGGCAACUUUCAUCAACACUCCCUUGACUUCACUCUGUUCCAAUACCAACAAGUCUGAAGCUAAUCUCUUCAGAAUUUGCCCUAUAAGGGCUCAGACUUUGGGGAUUUCCAAGUUUAACCCCAACAGAAAGGUUACUUUCCCUUCUAUUGUUUGCAAAGCGGUGUCUGUGCAACCAAAAUCAGCCACUGAAGUUGAAGGACUUAACAUCGCUGAAGAUGUUACUCAGCUUAUUGGGAACACACCAAUGGUUUACCUUAAUACAAUCGUUAAAGGUUGUGUUGCAAACAUUGCUGCUAAACUUGAGAUUAUGGAGCCAUGCUGCAGUGUCAAGGACAGGAUAGGGUUCAGUAUGAUAUCUGAUGCUGAGGAAAAGGGACUUAUAUCUCCGGGGAAGACUGUUCUAGUGGAGCCUACGAGUGGAAACACAGGCAUUGGGCUUGCCUUCAUUGCUGCUUCCAGAGGAUACAAGCUCAUCUUAACGAUGCCUGCUUCAAUGAGUCUUGAAAGAAGGGUUCUUUUGAAAGCUUUUGGAGCUGAACUUGUUUUAACUGACCCAGCCAAAGGGAUGAAAGGAGCUGUUUCAAAGGCUGAAGAAAUAUUGAAUAACACACCAGAUGCCUAUAUCCUUCAACAAUUUGACAAUCCCGCAAAUCCCAAGAUACACUAUGAAACAACGGGCCCAGAGAUCUGGGAAGAUACAAAAGGCAAGAUAGACAUACUAGUUGCAGGCAUUGGAACUGGCGGAACCAUUUCAGGAGCAGGGCGAUUCCUUAAAGAGCAAAAUCCAAACAUUAAGAUUAUUGGCGUGGAGCCCACAGAAAGUAAUGUACUAUCAGGGGGAAAGCCUGGCCCUCACAAAAUUCAAGGGAUUGGAGCAGGUUUUAUUCCAGGGAACUUAGAUCAAGAUGUCAUGGAUGAAGUGAUAGAGAUAUCGAGUGACGAAGCUGUUGAAACUGCGAAGCAAUUAGCGCUACAAGAAGGGUUAUUGGUUGGAAUUUCUUCCGGAGCUGCUGCUCUUGCUGCCAUUCAGGUUGGGAAGAGACCUGAGAAUGAAGGAAAGCUUAUUGCGGUUGUAUUUCCAAGCUUUGGGGAACGAUACCUCUCCACUAUACUUUUCCAGUCUAUACGGGAGGAAUGCGAGAAAAUGCAACCAGAAUCGUGAAUAUCUUCCUUUUUUGCGCUAUGUUCUGAUUCCAAAUAAUGCUAUCUGGUGCUCAUUCAGAUUAUCCAUCUCCCAUUUUCCCCCGCCUUUUCUAGCUGCCACACUUUUGUGAUUUAGCUGGCUGCUGGUGUAUACAGUAGAUCAGGUACUAAAGUGGUUCUCAUAACAAGCUUAAACAAUCUCAUUGGUUUGGUUUGAGGAUUUUUUAUUUGAGCUGCUCAAGAAAUUUUAGUGAAAUUUCAGUGUUGUAUGCCGUCUUUCAAUUGCAUUUUUCGUUUUUCCUUUGUUUUCUAUUUGUGAGAUGAAGGUGCACUUUUGCACG
Messenger RNA from Nicotiana attenuata, 1589 nucleotides. Its product is annotated as cysteine synthase, chloroplastic/chromoplastic. Gene Ontology annotation, biological process: pollen tube growth; double fertilization forming a zygote and endosperm. The transcript has 10 exons. Lineage: Eukaryota; Viridiplantae; Streptophyta; Magnoliopsida; Solanales; Solanaceae. The coding region runs from base 104 to 1267 and encodes 387 amino acids. Gene Ontology annotation, molecular function: cysteine synthase activity. Gene Ontology annotation, cellular component: cytoplasm. The record is from RefSeq and is a predicted model, not a curated record.